AUGUUCGAUGCGAAGAACAUGAUGGCUGCUUGUGAUCCUCGCCAUGGGCGCUAUCUUACGGUGGCGGCUAUGUUCCGUGGUCGCAUGAGCAUGCGGGAAGUAGAUGACCAAAUGAUGUCCGUGCAGAACAAGAACUCAUCAUACUUCGUAGAAUGGAUUCCAAACAACGUGAAAACCGCUGUUUGUGACAUUCCUCCUCGUGGCUUGAAAAUGGCUGCUACCUUUGUUGGCAACUCAACUGCUAUUCAAGAGCUGUUCAAGCGUAUUUCGGAACAGUUCACAGCUAUGUUCCGACGCAAAGCUUUCCUCCAUUGGUACACUGGUGAGGGUAUGGACGAAAUGGAGUUCACAGAAGCUGAAUCGAACAUGAAUGAUCUUAUCUCCGAGUACCAACAGUACCAGGAAGCCACCGCUGACGAUAUGGGCGAUCUCGAUGCAGAAGGUGCAGAAGAGCCGUACCCCGAGGAGUAG
This is a messenger RNA of Ostertagia ostertagi, 471 nucleotides long. The record is from the annotation of a GenBank genome assembly. Lineage: Eukaryota; Metazoa; Nematoda; Chromadorea; Rhabditida; Trichostrongylidae.